Molecule: messenger RNA, 459 nt
Organism: Venustampulla echinocandica
Lineage: Eukaryota; Fungi; Ascomycota; Leotiomycetes; Helotiales; Pleuroascaceae
Exons: 6
Coding region: 1-459 (152 amino acids)
Source: RefSeq, a predicted model, not a curated record
AUGAAGUUCCUUUCACUAGUCGCUGUUACUGCGUUCUUUGCAACCAUCCAGGGGGCUCCUGUCGAGCCUGCCGAGUCAACGGCAUCCAACACCUGGGUUCCACUGGAUGUCCUCCCGGAACUUCCUCCUGGAGUUACCUUCGAAACCACCGUUGAUAAAAGGGAUGAGCUUGCCAAACGCUCCGACCUUAAACUGACAGUCUACCAAGAUAACAGAUUUGGUGGAAGACGCGAGGAUUUAGCCACGGAUGUUCAAAAAUGCUAUGAACUCGGCAAUCACUGGAGUGAUGUAAUCACCUCCCUUAAGGUUCCCAAGGGAUACGGAUGCAGCUUCUACACUGAUGGCCGAUGCACGGGAGACACAUUUAACGUUGCUGGACCGGACGCCGUACCACAUGUUAAACACUUUGGAAAACAAUUCAACGACAAGAUUUCGAGCUACCUUUGCUACAGACGCUAG